Molecule: messenger RNA, 1283 nt
Organism: Lepisosteus oculatus (spotted gar)
Lineage: Eukaryota; Metazoa; Chordata; Actinopteri; Semionotiformes; Lepisosteidae
Source: RefSeq, a predicted model, not a curated record
UCGUCCCGCUGCUCCCGCCUCCUCCCCGCCCCCGGCCGCUGCGCAGUCUGCUCGGUGCGCUCGCGCGGCCAGCACGUCACGGACACCGCGAGCUGGACCGCACGCGGCAAGGGGCAGUGCCGGACGGACCCCGCCGCCCUCUCGCUCCCCUGUCUCCCGCCUGCAAGUGCACCGGGACAGCCGCCGCGUCCUGGCGCCGAGAGCGUCCGCCGAGCUUUCAAUUUGAUGGUCCUGAAAGGCGGUACCGAGAGUUUCCCUGUCGAGCAGGAAAUGAUGUAGCCGUCUGUUUCUGAAUUCGAGGUUCGACUCGGCCCGUGUGGUUCGGCUGGUUCGGCGGUCGCUGACAGGCCAAACUCCUCUGGUCCAGCGAGCGCUCUUGAGGGAGGUGGGACAGUAUGAAAACGGAGGAGACGCGAUCCUGCCUGCAGGCGCCCUCAAGCGUGCCCUUCGGCUCGGAGCGGCGGGAGGUGUGCGCGGGCUGCGAGUCGCCCAUCGUGGACCGCUUCCUGCUGCGCGUCAACGAGCACUCCUGGCACGAGUCCUGCGUGAAGUGUGCCGUGUGCCUGCAGGCGCUGUCCGGGAGCUGCUACUGCCGGGACCGGCUGCUCUACUGCAAGCACGACUACGAGAAACUCUCUGUCUGUAUGCCUCUCUCCUCUUUUCCUUCUCCAUCUCUCCCUCCCUCUCUCUGAAGCGGAGGGUCGUUCAUCACUGUCUGCUUUGUAAUAAUAUUUCAGCGCAAAACCUCAUUUCCGACUCGUUGAGAUUGAUAGUGCUGUUGACACGAAUCUGUUUAUCAGCACGAUUAGCGCUCGUCUCUCUUAAUCAGUGAUCCUGCUGUACCUCUUUGUGUCUCGGGCCCUCAGAGACUGGGCGGGCUGGGGGUGUCUGUAGGGGGUGACAGUAAUUAGCAAUAUUUUAAGGUGCCCCCUCCCUUCCUAUAUCUCCUCUGUUUAUUUUUUUCACACAUCUUUAAACCUGUUAAUAACUGCAUUAGGACAGAGCUUCAGGUUUUUUAGUCUUCAUUGGAGUCUCAGAGCUGUGAGGUUUGGUGUGAACUGGGUUGAGCCUCAUCCAGGUGUUCCAGAUGUACACAGCCCAGUGCAGUGGUUACGAUACAGGACUGUCACACCAGGUGGACAGCCAGACUUGUGGUUAAGAUACAGUACUGUCACACCAGGAGGACAGCAGGUCCAGUGGUUAGGAUACAGGACUGUCACACCAGGAGGACAGCUGGUUCAGGGGUUAGGAUACAGGGCUGCCACACCAGGAGGACAGCUGGU